UCUAUUUAGUGGAGCAAAUGUGAACAUCCACCACCAUACCCUGUGCAGUUAAAUUGGCCAUUUUCCUUUCCACGAUCCUUCUUGGGAGUUACCGAUAUACAUUAUGAACUUCCUUCGUAGGAAAAGCCCCACCAGACAGCUCCUCCCUUCCAUUCCACCCACCGCCAUGUCCGCCGAAGACUCUUGCCGGAGAAACAGAGCACCCCUGCCCCUCCUCCUCUGCCUCCUCUGCCUCUUCCUCCCCUUCUCCUCCGCCGACGAGCUUGCCAUCCUCCUCAACCUCACCGCCACCCUCCAGUCCCCGGACUCCUCUGUUUUCGCCUCAUGGGCACCCGACAAGCCCCUCUGCAGCUUCGCGGGCGUCACCUGCAACUCCAACGGCUCAGUCCACGAACUAAACCUCUCGAGCAAGCAGUUAUCUGGCGAGCUCCCGUUGGAUUCCAUCUGCGAGCUCAAGUUGUUGGAGAAGCUGGCGUUUGGGUUCAAUUCCCUGCACGGAACCUUAUCGGGUGGAUUGAAUAACUGCGCCAGGCUACGGUAUUUGGACUUGGGCAACAACCGGUUCACCGGACCGUUCCCAGACAUAUCCUCUCUGGUCGAGCUUCGGUACCUGUACCUGAACAGCAGCGGGUUUUCCGGCAGCUUUCCAUGGAACUCCCUCAAGGGCAUGACUAACCUCAUUUCCUUGAGCAUCGGAGACAACCCUUUUGAUAGUUCUCCGUUCCCGGAACAAAUCCUCGGCCUUCGCGAAUUGAACUGGCUGUACAUGUCGAAUUGCAGUAUCGGUGGUGAAAUCCCACCUGCGAUUGGAGGACUCACGAAGCUCAUCGACCUCGAGCUCUCUGACAAUAACAUCACCGGUAGACUUCCACGGGAAAUAGGGAACUUGAUAAAUCUGUGGCAGCUCGAGCUCUACAACAAUAGCCUGACCGGAAAGCUUCCUGUCGGCCUGAGAAACCUCACCAAAUUGCAGAACUUCGAUGCAUCAAUGAACUACUUAGAGGGUGAUUUGUCCGAGUUGAGGUUCUUGAACAACCUUGUCUCUCUACAGCUUUUCAUGAAUGGUUUCUCUGGUGAAGUCCCGACUGAGUUCGGGGAGUUUCGGAAGCUCGUGAAUUUGUCCCUCUACACAAACAAGUUGACGGGACCGCUGCCCGCAAAGCUCGGAUCAUGGGCGAAGUUCGAUUUCAUAGACGUGUCAGAUAAUUUGUUGACGGGUCCAAUCCCGCCGGAUAUGUGUGAGCAAGGGACGAUGACAGAGCUUCUCAUGCUCCAGAACAAGUUCACGGGGGAGAUUCCGGAGACUUACGGGAACUGUCCGACCCUCACUCGGUUCCGGGUCAGCAACAAUUCUCUCUCGGGCAGUGUUCCUCCGGGCAUCUGGGGAUUACCUGCCCUGAACAUCAUCGAUGUCACGAUGAAUCAGCUCGAGGGCCCUGUCACAGCAGACAUAGAAAAUGCGAGAUCUCUCGGGCAGUUAUUCAUAUCGAACAACCGGUUCUCCGGCCAGCUGCCCAAGGAGAUCUCAAAGGCGGGUUCUUUGGUUACAAUCGACUUGAGUAACAACCAAUUCUCUGGUGACAUCCCUUCGACAAUUGGUGAACUGAAGAACCUGGGAUCUCUUCACUUGGAGAACAAUCAGUUCUCCGGCUCUAUACCGGAGUCACUGGGCUCUUGCGGGUCCCUCAGCGAAGUGAACAUGGCCCAGAAUUUACUCAAUGGCAAAAUUCCACUAUCGUUGGGAUCAUUGCCAGUGAUGAACUCCCUGAACUUGUCCGACAACAAGCUCUCGGGUCGAAUUCCAUCGACUCUGUCUUCUCUCAGGCUCAGCCUACUUGACCUGUCCAACAACAGGUUGACGGGUCAAAUCCCACAGUCUCUAUCAAUCGAAGCAUAUAAUGGAAGCUUCUCCGGUAACCCAGGGCUCUGCAGCGCGGCCAUCAGUUCAUUCAGUCGAUGCCCUUCGAGUACCCGAAUGCCUAAAGAUAUUCAAACUCUCGUAGUCUGCUUAAUAGUCGGGAUUGUCUUCUUGCUGAUGUUGCUCGGAAUCUUCCUCUACAAGCACAGGAGAGACGAAAAGCACGAAGAUUACUCAUUGAAAGAUGAAUCGUGGGACGUGAAAUCAUUCAGGGUACUGAGCUUUACUGAGGAUGAGAUUCUUGAUUCCAUCAAGCAGGAGAAUCUCAUUGGCAAGGGUGCUUCAGGAAAUGUUUAUAAGGUAGUAUUAGUAAAUGGCAAGGAGCUAGCCGUGAAACACAUAUGGAAUGCGGGCCCGGGCUCUGGCAGGCCAAGAAAGGGUCGGGGCACGACUGCACCAAUGCUCGGUCGGGCCAACAAGUCGAAGGAGUUUGAGUCCGAGGUGCAGACUCUCAGCUCAAUCCGGCACGUGAAUGUUGUCAAGCUCUAUUGCAGCAUCACGAGCGACGACUCGAGCCUGCUGGUAUACGAGUACCUGCCCAAUGGGAGCCUGUGGGACAAACUCCACACAGGCGGGAAGACAGAGCUCGAUUGGCAUGCAAGGUAUGAGGUCGCGCUCGGGGCCGCCAAGGGACUCGAGUACCUCCACCACGGGUAUGAGAGGCCCGUGAUCCACCGGGACGUCAAGUCUAGUAACAUAUUACUGGAUGAGUUCUUGAAGCCCAGAAUUGCUGACUUCGGGCUAGCCAAGAUCGUUCAGACUGAUAGCACGAAGGACUCGACCAAACUUAUUGCCGGGACCCAUGGAUAUAUUGCUCCUGAAUACGGGUACUCGUACAAAGUGAACGAGAAGAGCGACGUGUACAGUUUCGGGGUGGUCCUGAUGGAACUGGUGACGGGCAAGCAACCCAUAGAGCCCGAAUUCGGGGAGAAGGACGACAUCGUGAACUGGGUGUCUAGUCAGCUCAAGACUCGGGAGACCAUACUGGGCCUCGUGGACUCGAGGAUCCCGGAGACCAUGAGGGAUGAUGCCGUGAAGGUGCUAAGGAUUGCGAUCCUCUGCACGGCGGCCCUGCCAGCUCAGAGGCCGACCAUGAGGAGUGUGGUCCACAUGCUGGAGGAUGCCGAUCCAUGUAAGCUGGUUCGCAUCAUCAUCGAGAAAGACGGAAGUGGUAAAGCCGCUUCACUGGGAAGCUGAUUAAACCGGAAGUCUAAGCUUUCGGUCAGCUGUUUAGAACCUCGGAAGUCGAUUACGCAGUAGUAGAUAGUUCGUAUCGGCAAUAACUCUGCAGGAGCUAAGGUUUUGUUUAGUGUGUCUAAGAGCCCUAAAGGGACUCUGUAGUUUAUCUUCUAAGAUAUCCGUGAGCUUUUUCCAUGAAAAAAAUGAGGGAAAAUGGCAUGUACAGUAUUUUAUGGGCAUCGCCUGCAUAGAGAACAUGGAAUUUAUCGCUCCAUUCUCUUCUUUGUAGCUACGCUGAGAAUAAUUGGGGAUGGGGGGACAGCAAUGUGAACAAUGCAAAUUGCCCGUCUACCAAUUUUUUUCAAUUAUAGGAGAGGUAAAAAAUAAAA
This is a messenger RNA of Punica granatum (pomegranate), 3486 nucleotides long. The record is from RefSeq and is a predicted model, not a curated record. NCBI's taxonomy places the organism in Eukaryota, Viridiplantae, Streptophyta, Magnoliopsida, Myrtales, Lythraceae.